Populus euphratica (Euphrates poplar) is the source of this 846-nucleotide messenger RNA. RefSeq lists its product as uncharacterized. The record is from RefSeq and is a predicted model, not a curated record. The coding region runs from base 1 to 846 and encodes 281 amino acids. The transcript is spliced from 3 exons. NCBI's taxonomy places the organism in Eukaryota, Viridiplantae, Streptophyta, Magnoliopsida, Malpighiales, Salicaceae.
AUGAUUAAAGGAGUAGAGGAAGAAGAGGAGGAGGAAAUCAAGGAACUAGAAGACACAAUACAAGAUGAAUGCAAAGAAAGGAGCUCGAUAGAUGAAUUCGGAUUAUCACUAAAUGCAUUGGCAGAAAAUGAUACCUACAAUACUAUCAGGAUUAAGGGAAACUGUCAAGACAAGGACCUUAUAAUUCUCAUAGAUAGUGGGAGUACCCACAGCUUCAUUAAUGAAGACAAUUACAGAGGCUACGAGUUCAAGCCUAACCUGAGGGUAUUGAAAUUAGGCAGGCAUGAUAUAGUUCUUAGUAUGGAUUGGCUGAAACAGUAUUCUCCAGUGCUUUUUGAUUUCAUCAAGCUGUGGUUGUCAUUCCAAAAAAAUGAUAGAAUGAUCGAGCUAAAGGGAAUAAUGCAUAAUUCUGACUUACACACGAUAACAGUAAUUAAGGAGCAGAGCAACUUCAAAGCUGUGACUAUAAAGGUAAUUGGUCAGUUUUUUGCUAUGAAUGUGAAAAAGGAAGAAAAGCCAACCAAGGCUGUGGUGGAAAUUGAAUCCUUGUUAAAGAAAUUUGCAGGACUUUUUGAAGAGCCACAAACUUUAUCAUCGACAAUGAGAAACAAAUUCCAUAUUCCUCUUAUAGAUGAUCUCCUUGAUGAGCUGCAUGGUUCUAAGUUGUUCUCCAAGCCAGACCUGCGAUUAGGAUAUCACCAAGUUAGACAUGGGGAGGACAUUGAAGAAACAACAUUUAUGAUGCACCAUGGGCAUUACGAGUUUAAAGUCAUGCCUUUUGGCCUCACAAAUGCCCCGACCACCUUCCAAGCAUUGAUGAAUAACAUUCUGGAACCCUUCUUGUGA